AUGAACGACUGGAAGGCUCCCAUUGGCAGGGGCGCCGGAGGGGGCAGUAGAAACUACGGGGGUCCAAAUGGCACUGCGGAGAAAGUGGACUACUCGCGGUUGCCGAACGAGGCUGGACCUGGCGAUGAUGGGGAGGGAGACGACUGGAUACAGCGACAGAUCAGAGGACACAAGAGCCAAAUGGAGCACCAGGAUGCACACUUGAGCGAGAUUGGUCAGACGGCAUCGCGUUUAGGGAACAUCAGCUUGGAGAUAUCGAAGGAAUUGGAUCAGCAGAACAAGAUGCUGGAGAACGUGAACACGGACUUUGAGGAGGCAAUAGGAGGCCUUGACGCGGUCACGAAAAAGACGCAGGAGCUCAUCAAGAAGUCAGGCGGGAUGAGAAAUUUCCUCAUCAUCUUGGUCCUCAUUGCCAUCCUGGCCGUUCUCGUUGUCCUCGUGCUCUACACAUGA
This is a messenger RNA of Ectocarpus siliculosus, 453 nucleotides long. Lineage: Eukaryota; Phaeophyceae; Ectocarpales; Ectocarpaceae. The record is from the annotation of a GenBank genome assembly.